Boeremia exigua is the source of this 994-nucleotide messenger RNA. RefSeq names its product chitin deacetylase 1. Gene Ontology annotation, molecular function: hydrolase activity, acting on carbon-nitrogen (but not peptide) bonds. Gene Ontology annotation, biological process: carbohydrate metabolic process. Lineage: Eukaryota; Fungi; Ascomycota; Dothideomycetes; Pleosporales; Didymellaceae. The transcript has 4 exons. The record is from RefSeq and is a predicted model, not a curated record. The coding region runs from base 1 to 987 and encodes 328 amino acids.
AUGGUUCAUGUAGAAGAAUCGUUGCAGUUGCCUCGUGAUUUUGAAGGGUUUGGUGAGGAGAGCCAUGACCCACAGUGGCCCAAUGGCGCCCGCAUUGCUGUCUCGUUUGUGCUGAAUUACGAAGAAGGCGGAGAACGAAAUCCGCUUGACGGUGACGGCACAAGCGAGCCAUACCUAUGGGAAAAAGGGCCUUCAGGAGGCGGAAGAGAUCAGCGCCACUUGAACGGUGAGCAGGACUACGAGUAUGGUAGUCGCUGUGGAGCUUGGCGUAUCUUGAGGCUCAUGAAAGAAUUCGGUUGGAACAUGACUCUCUGGGCAAUCGCAGUAGCCAUGGAACGUAACCCCACUUUCGCCAAAGCCUGUGUACGUGAUGGCCAUGAGAUUGGUGCGCACGGCUACAGAUGGCUGGACAUUUGGGACUACUCCCUGGAGGAUGACAAGGCCUACAUCAAGAAGACCUGUAAAGCUUUGGAGGCUGCGACUGGUGAAUUUCCCGUUGGUGCAUACUUCGGGCGAGGAACGCCGAAUACAGCCAGUCUGCUCCCUAUCAUGUGGAAGGAGAUGGGGCACACGAUGCUAUACUCGUCAGAAGCGUACAAUGAAGACAGUCCUUACUGGAUCGAUCUACCAUGGGAAGCCAAGCUACCUGAUGAAGAGAAGGAAGGGCUUCUGCUGCUACCAUACAAUUAUGACUGUAACGAUGGGAAAUUCCACAUGCUUCCUGGGUUUGUCAGCUCUAACGGGGCGACAUACGAGCAAUAUCUGAAGGACACUUUCGACUGUCUCUAUCGGGAAGGAGGGAAAAUGAUGACCAUUCCACUUCACUCUCGAAUCGCCGGUAAGCCAGGACGGUCGGAAAGUCUGAGGAGAUUCAUGCUGUAUAUAGCAGAAAAAGAAGGUGUGUGGGUAGCAAGUCGCAGGGACAUCGCAAACCACUACCGAACGACCUUCCCCUACAAACCGGGCUCGAAAACCGGGGCUAAGUAGAAAGUUA